Molecule: messenger RNA, 397 nt
Organism: Blepharisma stoltei
Lineage: Eukaryota; Ciliophora; Heterotrichea; Heterotrichida; Blepharismidae
Source: the annotation of a GenBank genome assembly
AUGGCAUCCGAAACUAGAACCUUGAUGGGCAUAAAAGCAAACUACAAGCUCGCGAUUUUAGGUAAUUGCCAGGUGGGAAAAACUUCUAUUCUAACUCAAUUCAUCUCAAGUGAUUUUAAUGAGCGUUACUGAACCACGAUUGGGGUUGGUUUUUUAUACAAAACAUUUCAACUUGAAGAUGGGUUGUGAAUUUUCUGUAUUAUGAUCUAUCAGGUUCAGAAAAAUAUAGGGGUAUGGCACAGAGCUAUGUUAGAGGUUUCAUUAUUUCCAAGAAAAAUUAAAUUUUUUUAAUAAUAUUAUUUUCUAUAUUUCUAGCGAAAAUUUAUAUAAAAAAAAAUAGCUCAUUAUGCAUAUAUUAGAGAAGCUUCAGCAGCAAUUAUUGUUUAUGAUGUGAUAA